AUGAGCUUUGCUCAAAACUGCAUUUCGCCUCAGAGCUUCAAGAUUUUCUCAACGCUUGCGACCUCCCUGCUUCAGCUCAUCUUAGCUCACCGAGAAUUCUAUCCGACCACUCCUUUUCUCCCUUGGAAACAUGGUAGUGAACCAUGUGAACACAUCUUUGGCUGGAUGCGUAUUAUAUCCCCAAGAUUCACUGUUCUGGAUGCUAGAAUGAUGUUGCCAAAAAUCCAUGCAAUUGUCAAAAACAUCAUGUCAGGGAAAAUGAAAAUACCACCUUCCGAACACAUGCAUUCUGGAUACCAGUAUGCGUUUUCGGAUGAGCCUGAAAACAAUCUUCUUGAGUUUCUUGCCAAGUUUCCAACUGAUGAAGAAAUUUCCGAGGAUCUAGCAAUUGCCCACGAGCGAGCCAAUCAACUGUCCCUGAUUGCUGGAAUGGGGUCACUGGUAUCUCUGAUCGAGGACGUUCCGGGCCCAGACCUGGAUGAGGUGGCUGAAAACUUGCCUGAAAAUUUAUCAGAUAUCUCUGUUUGCGCCACUCAACACUACAAUAUCGAGUAUGGAUAUACGGAAGGUGAAAUGCGCGAAAAGCAAGCGCUGGAAGCCGCUGCUCACUUGACCAAGGAACAGAACUCGCUUGCAAAACGCAGCAAUGUCUAUAUCGAAUCUGCUCAAUCCGGCGUCUUCAGAUAA
Messenger RNA from Melampsora larici-populina 98AG31, 687 nucleotides. RefSeq lists its product as uncharacterized. NCBI's taxonomy places the organism in Eukaryota, Fungi, Basidiomycota, Pucciniomycetes, Pucciniales, Melampsoraceae. The coding region runs from base 1 to 687 and encodes 228 amino acids. The transcript has 4 exons. The record is from RefSeq and is a predicted model, not a curated record.